UUUUAGAUCUGCUGCGGCUGGUUUUAUUGCUUCUGUGUCGGUUUGAUUCCUCAUUUUUAAGCCUCUCUUCCCAUCUUUCUCAUCACUCCCUCUCUCACUCUUUCCCACCGCUUUAGCUUUCAUAUACAUAUUUAUCCUCAUCUUGAUCCUCACACUAGCUCAUUUUGAUCACACCCAACUCUCUGUUUUUCUCAAUCAUUUCCCUGAUUCCUGUUUGGUUUUGGUUCUGAUCACCUUAGCUCCUAAUCACUUUGAUUUGUUAUCUUGCUUCAGCCCUUCAACCAAAUCAUAGCUAGCAGCAAAGCAGCUGAUCGAUCUAGAUUUCUUGCUCUGUUUUCUGGGGUACCACAACUAGGGUUUUGCUCCGAGUUGCGCCGCCCUUUGUUUUAGUUGGAUCAAAUUAGUGGAUACCCAGUACGAUUCACUCGUUUUUCUCAUCUGGGUCUGUCUUAGAUCUUCCAAAUAGUUACGCAAAAUGUUGGAUCCGUGCGAUAAGCUGAGUGAUCAGGGAUCAGAGUCGGAGGACAUGAACAUCAUCAAACACCCAAAUGAAGGCUCAUCGGAAGAAGGCCAGAAGAGGACAUGCUUCGAUUGCGGCACCUCCAAAACCCCUUUGUGGAGAGGCGGUCCAGCCGGGCCUAAGUCGCUAUGCAAUGCGUGUGGGAUCAGAAGCAGGAAGAAGAGGAGGGCCAUUUUGGGCAUAAACAAAAGCGGGGCUGGCGGCGGCAGCGGCAGCGCAGAUGAAAAUCGAAAGGGGAAAAAGAGCAGUAGCAACAAGCAGCUCGGAGACGGCUUGAAACAGAGGCUAUUGGCUCUGGGAAGAGAGGUGUUGAUGCAGAGAUCGACGGUGGAGAGGCAGCGGAGGAAGUUGGGCGAAGAAGAACAAGCGGCUGUGCUACUGAUGGCUCUUUCUUAUGGCUCUGUAUCUGCUUAGCCGAAGAAGAAAGAAGAAGAAGAAGCGAAUGAUAAAUAAUGAGAUUAAAAUAGUUUGUAGGCAAAAUUGCAAUUCUAACCUUAUCUAUUUCUUGAGUGUAACUUCCCCCCCCCCCAAUGUCUCUUUCAUUAGUGAAAUUUACUUUGUUCUUUAUUUUUGUCUACUAAGAAGUAGUAGUAAUUAAUCUUGGGGUUUUUGGAGAGUAAUUGAGCGAGUGUAAUGCCCUAUUUUUGGCUGACAUUAAUUCUAAAGGCUACUAGUAUUUGAUGUGA
This is a messenger RNA of Rosa rugosa (rugosa rose), 1206 nucleotides long. RefSeq names its product GATA transcription factor 15-like. Lineage: Eukaryota; Viridiplantae; Streptophyta; Magnoliopsida; Rosales; Rosaceae. Bases 476 to 934 code for a protein of 152 amino acids. Gene Ontology annotation, molecular function: zinc ion binding; sequence-specific DNA binding. The record is from RefSeq and is a predicted model, not a curated record. Gene Ontology annotation, biological process: regulation of DNA-templated transcription. The transcript has 3 exons.